AGAUCCGUUUACCACCUGAAGUGAACCGGAUAUUGUACAUCAGGAAUUUGCCCUAUAAAAUCACUGGAGAGGAAAUGUAUGAUAUCUUUGGAAAGUAUGGACCUAUUCGCCAGAUCAGAGUUGGGAACACGCCAGAGACCAGAGGCACUGCAUAUGUGGUCUAUGAAGACAUCUUUGAUGCCAAAAACGCCUGUGAUCAUCUGUCCGGUUUUAAUGUCUGUAACAGAUACUUGGUUGUCUUGUACUAUAAUGCAAACAGGGCAUUCCAGAAGAUGGACACAAAGAAAAAAGAAGAGCAGCUUAAACUUCUCAAAGAGAAAUAUGGAAUCAACACUGACCCACCCAAAUAA
Messenger RNA from Staurois parvus, 350 nucleotides. NCBI's taxonomy places the organism in Eukaryota, Metazoa, Chordata, Amphibia, Anura, Ranidae. The record is from the annotation of a GenBank genome assembly.